Encephalitozoon intestinalis ATCC 50506 is the source of this 612-nucleotide messenger RNA. RefSeq names its product translation initiation factor IF2 subunit beta. The record is from RefSeq and is a predicted model, not a curated record. Gene Ontology annotation, biological process: translational initiation; formation of translation preinitiation complex; formation of cytoplasmic translation initiation complex. Gene Ontology annotation, molecular function: translation initiation factor binding; translation initiation factor activity; mRNA binding. The coding region runs from base 1 to 612 and encodes 203 amino acids. Lineage: Eukaryota; Fungi; Microsporidia; Unikaryonidae. The transcript has a single exon. Gene Ontology annotation, cellular component: eukaryotic translation initiation factor 2 complex.
AUGUCGUCUGAAUCAAGUAGUGAGCUUGAAGAACUUGGAGUCAAUCUAAAGGAAUUUGCCAGAAAAAGGCAAUCUAGGUUGGGAAUUGUGCGAACUGGACAACAGAAGUCUGGGCCAACGUCUCUUGUAAGCAACAUCCCAAGCGAGCUUGAAUACGACACUUUGCUCCGUUGUGCGAUGAUGGUUCUGAAAAAGGGGAAGGACUUGGGGGAAUCCACGAGGAUCAAGCUUCCUCUGGAUGUAAAGAGAGAGGCGCGAAAGACAUCUGUCAACAUUGCAGAAGUGGCUGGAGUCCUGAACAGAUCUGUCGAGCAUCUUGUGAGUUUCCUCUGCAAUGAGCUAAUGACAACAGGGUCUGUAAACAAAGAUGGAAAGCUCCUCCUCAAGGGGAUGUUUAUAAGAUCAGAGAUCCAAGAAGUCCUUAGGAGAUAUAUAGAACAUUUUGUUGUGUGUAAGAUAUGUGAAAGUGUCGAGGACACUGACAUUGUAAGAGACAAAAGACUCUACUUUUUGAAGUGCUCUAAGUGUGGAGGUGCGAGAUGUGUAGGGAAUGCUGUGGAAGGAAUAACAACCAAGGGAAAGGCAAAGCCACAACUUAGAGGAAUGCUAUGA